GCGACCAGUCCGGACGUGCACGGUCCUAGUGACCACGCGGUGUGAUAUUAAUGUUAGUAUUGGUUAUACAAUCCACGUAAAGGCUUCAGCGAUCGAUUUGGUGCAUAUAUAUCUAACUAUAAGAUUCAAAGCAUCUUUAUCGCAUUGAAAUGCUGCGUGGACUAACAUUUUGGUGCGUGAUAGUGUUGUUUAUCUGUAGGUGGCAAACAUCUAUGGCUCAGUUACCUGGAGUACAAAGUAUCAUACAAUUCUACCGGGACGGCGAUGAACGUUUGGAAUAUGAAAAGCCCGACCAGCAACCUUUGCUUCCUGAGUACGAUUUCAUCAUUGUUGGCGGUGGAUCUGCCGGCUGUGUUUUGGCAAACCGACUCACAGAAAUAUCCCAUUGGUCGGUGCUGCUGAUCGAAGCUGGGCCGCGCGAGAACCUUUUGAUGGACAUACCGAUAUUUGCACAUUAUCUACAGCGAUUGAGUAUCAAUUGGGACUAUCGUACGAAGCCAAGCGAUCAGUGCUGUCUGGCGUUUAAGAACAAUCAAUGCCGCCUUCCUCGGGGCAAAGUGAUGGGCGGCUCAAGCGUUCUUAACUACAUGAUCUACACCCGCGGCAAUCGCCGAGACUAUGAUGCGUGGGCAGCAAAAGGAAAUCCAGGCUGGUCCUUCAAUGAUGUGAUGCCGUACUUCCAAAAGCUUGAGAAAAAUAUCGUUCCUGACUCUCACCCUAUGUACGCUGGUCGCAAUGGCCCCGUCACGAUAUCAUAUCCCAGUUAUCGCACCAGCGUGGCUCGCGCGUUUGUGAAAGCAAACAUGGAAUUAGGCCUGCCCUACGUUGACUAUAACGGACCCAGCCAGAUCGGAACAUCCUUUAUUCAAAGUACCACAAAGAAUGGCCAGCGUGUAUCCUCCAACAACGCCUAUCUUUACCCGAUACGAAACCGAACCAAUUUGCAUAUUAUUCGAAACGCUCACGUCACAAAGAUUUUGCUCAAUCGUGAUACGAAGAGGGCCACAGGUGUUCAGUUCUAUGCGAACCAUCGCUAUCAAAAGGUUCGUGCUCGUCGUGAAGUGAUUGUUUCCGCUGGGGCUAUAGGUUCGCCACACCUGCUCAUGCUGUCCGGUAUCGGUCCGGCCAAGCAUCUACGCCUGAAAGGUAUACAACCUUUGGCAAAUCUUGCUGUCGGGUUUAACUUUCAAGAUCAUGUGGCGGGUGGAGCAUUAACGUUUCUCAUCAAUCACACGGAAACACUCACUUCCAAACGCAUGUUCACAUUGGAAAGUUUCGUGGAAUACGAACACCAACACACAGGUAUGAUGGCUUCUACUGGAGCGUGUGAGGCGAUCUGUUUUCACGACACAACUCAAUCGCCCAAUCAGGCCAAAGAAGCUGGUUGGCCUGAUCUGGAACUGCUAUUGAUCGGAGGAACACACGCAGCCGAUCGUAUUUACGAAUCCAACUUUAACUACAAACCGGAAAUCUUUAACGCCCUAUUCGAUGAUAUUGAGCGACGCGGACUGGAGGGAUACACAGUAUUCCCGAUGAUUUUACGACCCCGUAGCAAGGGUCGAAUACGGUUGGCCAGUGCUGAUCCCUUUGAGCAUCCGAUUAUUCAACCUAACUACCUCGGAGAUCCGUAUGACUUGGAGGUUUCGGUGCGUGGGAUUCGUAAGGCGAUUGAGCUCACGAAAACUAACACGCUCAAAAGUUUCGAUGCCCGGUUGCUCGACAUUCCGAUACCGGGAUGUGAGCAGCACAUAUUUGACACCGACGAUUACUGGAAGUGCUUUACGCGACACGUGACGUACACGAUCUACCACCACGUGGGUACGUGUAAGAUGGGCCCGGCAAGUGAUAGGCUAGCGGUGGUUGAUCCCCGUCUGCGUGUGCACGGUGUGAAGGGAUUACGGGUAAUCGAUGCUAGCGUUAUGCCGGAUAUUCCGGCGGCUCAUACCAACGGACCAACGAUCAUGAUUGCUGAAAAGGGUGCCGAUAUGAUAAAGGAAGAUUGGGACUUGUAAGGAAUUGUUGCAAUAAAAAUUGAGACCAUACAAUUGGUUACUAUACAAGCCUGUACAGAAUUAUACAUUGACUUUCGCGGUUUACAAAUACCAGUACUUUUGAAAUAGUGAGCAUCAUUCCAUUUUGAAAAGAUUAUAUUCUGCGCCUAAGUAAAAUACACCUAACACCGGUUCAAUUGAAGCAGUUAGUUAAAAUGAUUACAAUCAUAAAAUACACUUGUAGCAUAUCUGAUAAACAGAACUUAUUAUAAACCACACUAUCAGCUAUAGACUCAUUGUAACACACUUCGGAAAGCCAAACCACACUAUUGCAACACAUUCAUUAUAACACACUCAGUAAAUCAGAUCAUACCAUAACAAAGCAACCGGAAUAAUUCAGGCCACACAGUUCAUAUACAAACAAUUGUGACACACUUCUUGAAAACACCCGAAAGACGCAUCUUAGGCAAAUCAGGCGUUACUGCACGCAAACUAGGCGAACCGAGAACACAUAGCAAGUUAUAAGCUCAGCGACGAAAACAUCCAUUAUUUACCAACAAUAGUUGAAACUUUCUUUCACAAUACAGUAAAACCGAAGUAUAGGCACACAUCGACAAACACCUCACACCAUUUCAAUUUAUAAAUUCUUGCCAAUAACAAUAACAUUUAAUAAGGAUAAAAAC
Anopheles merus is the source of this 2674-nucleotide messenger RNA. RefSeq names its product glucose dehydrogenase [FAD, quinone]-like. The record is from RefSeq and is a predicted model, not a curated record. The transcript has a single exon. Gene Ontology annotation, molecular function: flavin adenine dinucleotide binding; oxidoreductase activity, acting on CH-OH group of donors. The coding region runs from base 150 to 2012 and encodes 620 amino acids. NCBI's taxonomy places the organism in Eukaryota, Metazoa, Arthropoda, Insecta, Diptera, Culicidae.